CGGCCGCGGGGCUGGGGGAGCGCGGCGCCGGCACCGGGCGGCGGCGGCGGGAGCCAGGUCUCUGGAUUUGUUAGCCUUGCAGGCUUCUGGCCACGUCUCCUCUCAGCCAUGAGGGGAUCAGAAGGAUUUAAUCUCUGUGUGCUCACCUGCAGCAUCCUGCUCUUGUCCUCCAGCCUGCCAUGCCUGGCCCAGCCUCUGGAGGAGGAGGAGGAUGUCACAAAGGUCCAGCAUGGCCCCUGGGCAGGGAAUGGGCUGCAAGAUGAAAGGACAGCCAUGGUGGGCUUGAAAAACAACCUGGGCCCUUCUGAGCAGACAACUUCUGAGGAGCCCUGUGCAGUGUCAGCACAGCCAUCUGGGACACCCUUGGGUGGAGGUGUCACUGCAGGAGGAGCAGCCCUCCCUGAGGGUGUCACUGCAGGAGGAGCAGCCCUCCCUGAGGGUGUCACUGCAGGAGGAGCAGCCCUCCCUGAGGGUGUCACUGCAGGAGGAGCAGCCCUCCCUGAGGGUGUCACUGCAGGAGGAGCAGCCCUCCCUGAAGGUGUCACUGCAGGAGGAGCAGCCCUCCCUGCCAGCCCCAGCCAUGCUGUACCCCACAGCCAGGGCCUGCAGGGUCCCCCCUCUGCUGGGACACUGCUUGCUGGCCAUGAGGAGGAGCUGGCUCCCACUGAGCCUCAGCUGCGUGAGGAUGAAGCCCUCAGGGCCAUGCUGACCACAGCUGUGACCACGCUGAGCCCUCCAGGCCAGGAGGAGUCUGGUGGCCCCGUUGGUGAGGCCACAACCGAGGCUGGGGUGGCAGUGGAGCCCAGCUCUGCUGGCCCCUCAGCAAAUCCCCUUGCUGGGACCACUGAGGAGGAGGAGGAAGCAGAGAGCAGCUCCCACCCCUCAGCUGUGCCCCAGCCCACACUGAGCCCCAGCUCUCCCAGCUGGGAAGCAGCAGCAAGUGACCUCCCUGUCAUCAUCCCGAGUCCCCAGGCUGCAGGUGUCACCUCUGGGCUGGGAAUGCUGAGAGCCCACACAGGGAGCCCCCUGAAAGCCCUGGCUCCACCAACAUCUGUGGCUGCCAAACCUCCCAUUGUGCCAACUGAGGCCUUCCUUCAGCCAGAAGCUGGGACAGGUGUCACCCAACAGGAGCCGCCCUCUAUGGCUGGCACUGCCACCAUCCCCCCCAUGGACACUGUGCCACCUGACUGGGAUGACACCAAGCUGGGGGACAUCACUCAAGGGAGAAGCACAUCUCAUGAGGAGCUGGAGACAACAGAACCAUCCCAGACCAGCCAGGGAGGUGUGGGGGAGGAAGAGGAUGCCACCAGAGCGGUGCCCUCCCCAGUGUCCCCUCCUGCAGCGCCUGAGCUUGCCAAGGAGAGCAACUGUACAGAGCCAGUGCAAGGGGAGGAGCUGCCAGCACCUUCCCCAGGCAGCAGCAGCUCUGCUUCCCACCCUGGGAGCCUGUCAGAGGCAGGCACAGCUGAUCUUGGCUCGCUGGAAAACAUCAGCGCAGUCACAGCAGAGGAGGAGAAGAGCGUCCCUCCGUCACAGCCAGAGGCUGCUGUGCUGACAGAUACCCAGCCUGAGCUCUCUCCUACUCUGCAGAGUUCAUGGAAAGGUGCUGCUGAGGAGGUGACAGCAGCUGCCCAGGAGGCUGCUGUGCCAGCUGUGCCAGAGGUGCCAGGUGCCACCCAGGGAGCAGGGGCUGCCAGCUUCCCUCAGGAGAACAGUGGGGAGGACACCCAGAUGCUGACAGCUCCCAGUGCCACCCAGGUGCUGCUGACAACUGGGGCUUCCUCCACAGGGAGCCCUGUGGAUGCAGAAGAUCUCACUGAUGGGAUCCUGGUCACCAGUGAGAAAGCUCUCCCAGCCCCUGGUGAGAUGUCUUCUGCCCCAGCUGGACAGACAGAGGAGCCAGCCAGCAGAACUGUGGUCCUGGUGACCCCAGCAUCAGUGUCCCCCUCUGCCAGGAGGACAGCUGUCCCCUCUGCCAGGAGGACCAGCACAGCUGGCACCUACGGGCUGGAGCGCCUGGAGUCUGAAGAGGGUGAGGAAGAGGAAGAGGAUGAAGAGGAGGAGGAGGAGGAAGAAGAGGAGGAGGAAGAGGAAGACGAGGAGGACAAAGACCUAGACCUGAUGGAUGAAAGCAUGGAGGGUGACACGGACCUGCCAGGCUUCACAAUUCCAGGAGAGACCUCCCAGGAGCCCCUGGCUGGCCUGGAGAACCCUGUGGCCCAGCUGGCUGGGGUGUCCUACCAGGUUCCUGACACCAUUGAGUGGGAGCAGCAGAACCAGGGGCUGGUGAGAAGCUGGAUGGAGAAGCUGAAAGAUAAGGCAGGAUACAUGUCAGGGAUGCUGGUUCCUGUGGGAGUUGGAAUAGCUGGAGCUCUCUUCAUCCUGGGAGCGCUCUACAGCAUCAAGAUGAUGAAUCGCCGGAGGAGAAACGGCUCCAAGCGGCACAAAAGGAAGCAGAGGGAAUUUAACAGCAUGCAGGACCGAGUGAUGCUCCUGGCCGACAGCUCUGAAGAUGAAUUUUGAGUGGAACUGCAGUGCCCUUGGGAGGGAGAGCCCGUGACUUUCCAGAGGAGGGAGAGAGGGGGAGGAGAAGAACGAGCGACUUUUCUGCUGCUGCAGCGCUGCUCCCUCGGCUGCCCCGGGCAGGGGUGCGUCCCCAGCCCAGUGACAAUGACAAUGACAAUGCUAUGCUCUACGUGUGCCACCCGUGGUGUUUGUUUUGAUACAGUAGUGGAGAUCUCACACUCCCUCAUUCAGAGCCACAGCUGGAGCUGAUCCGUGUGGAUGAUUAUUUUCCUCUUGCCCUGGUGUACUGUUUUGGUCCUGGCUGGCAGUAAUCUAAUCAUAACAAUAGCUCUCACCCAUCCCAGGAAUGGAAAUCUUUACUGUGAAUGACUUCUGUCCAAUUCAUUUUAAAUGUUACAUUACCUGAGCUAGAGUUCCUUAGUGCUAAGAUUAGCUGCUCUGCUUAAUUAAUGAGUUGUAAGCCUGGCCUGUACCCCUGGCUGCCCGAGAAGUGCCCAUGUACAGGGUUCUUGAUACAGUUUGAAGCACAUUUCUGCCCUUGGGUGCCCUCACUCUCACCCCUUUCUUCCUUCAGCUCUGCUCCACACUGCUUGGAGACACACAGGAAUGGCCUCAGCAUUGAUUCCACUCAAAAUUCCCUGUCCAUGUCCAACCAGCACUGUCUGUUACAGCACAAUAAAUACCAGCACUCAUCUACUGA
Messenger RNA from Melospiza georgiana, 3226 nucleotides. It is a transcript of the gene ARMH4, whose product is annotated as armadillo like helical domain containing 4. The record is from RefSeq and is a predicted model, not a curated record. The transcript has 8 exons. NCBI's taxonomy places the organism in Eukaryota, Metazoa, Chordata, Aves, Passeriformes, Passerellidae. The coding region runs from base 109 to 2523 and encodes 804 amino acids.